CAGCUACUUUUCUUGGCUUAGCCAUAAUUUCUACAACAGAUAGCGUUUCCAGUUCCUCAAAUCUUCACCAAUCUCAGUUCUUCUUCUUCUUCCUCUUCUUUUUCUUCUGCUACUUUUCUUAAGAAAAUGGCCAAUAUUGGCAUUUUAGCAUUGUGUUUCAUAGUUGGUUUUUGCAACAUUUUAUUGAGUGCAAAUGCUUUCAGAGCUUCUGGAUUGAUGAGUGCUCAUGCUACUUUCUAUGGUGGAUCUGAUGCUUCUGGCACAAUGGGGGGUGCUUGUGGCUAUGGAAACUUGUACUCAACAGGAUAUGGUACAAACACUGCUGCAUUGAGUACUGCAUUGUUCAACGAUGGAGCAUCAUGUGGCCAAUGUUACAAAAUCAUGUGUGAUUACAAUCAAGACCCUAAAUGGUGCAUAAAGGGGACAUCUAUUACAAUUACAGCCACAAAUUUUUGCCCUCCAAACUUUGCACUUCCUAGCAACAAUGGUGGAUGGUGCAAUCCCCCAAGGCCCCAUUUUGACAUGGCUCAACCUGCUUGGGAACACAUUGGUAUUUACAGAGGUGGCAUUGUUCCAGUCCUCUACCAAAGGAUUCCAUGUGUGAAAAAAGGUGGAGUUAGAUUCACAAUCCAUGGAAGGAACUACUUUGAGCUAUUGAUGAUAAGCAAUGUAGGAGGGGCUGGAUCAGUACAAUCUGUGCAAAUUAAAGGCUCAAGAACAAACUGGAUGGCAAUGUCUAGAAACUGGGGGGCCAAUUGGCAAUCCAAUGCAUUUCUCAAUGGACAGUCCUUGUCUUUUAAGGUCACUACCUCUGAUGGUGUCACUAAAACAUUCUUAAAUGCUGUCCCAUCCAGCUGGCAAUUUGGGCAAACAUAUUCAACCUCUCUUAACUUCUAAUUAAAAAAGUUUGAAAAGUUCGAGUCCGGAAUUUAAAGUUUGUGAGUUUACACGUGUUGGGCUGCGGCGCGCUUACUGUUUUACUGAAAGCAGCCCGCCCCUUUCCCGUUUUAUUUGAUAUUCGAAAUAUACUGGCCCGAUUGUUGGUGGAAUCUUGAUUUUUGCAAAAGCGUAAAGCCCAUGAACUCUAGUCCAAAGCUGCUGAAAAACAUAAACAUGUUCAAUUAUUGUGUGUAUGUAGAGUAGUGUGAAAUUUGCAUUUUUAUUUUUGAUAUAUCAAAGGAUUGCAAUAAGACACUUUGUAUUUGAUGCAAAUGUUGUAGCUGCAUCAAGCAUAUUUUUUAAACAAUUCCAUUUUCUGUACGUUUGUUAUAUGUCAUUUUUCAUGUUAUACUUCUCAUAUUAUUAUCUUGUAUCAAAUGAACGUCUUUUUUUGUUGAUA
Lycium barbarum (goji berry) is the source of this 1339-nucleotide messenger RNA. RefSeq names its product expansin-A11-like. The record is from RefSeq and is a predicted model, not a curated record. The transcript has 3 exons. Gene Ontology annotation, biological process: plant-type cell wall organization. Bases 127 to 897 code for a protein of 256 amino acids. Lineage: Eukaryota; Viridiplantae; Streptophyta; Magnoliopsida; Solanales; Solanaceae. Gene Ontology annotation, cellular component: extracellular region.